Klebsormidium nitens is the source of this 1440-nucleotide messenger RNA. NCBI's taxonomy places the organism in Eukaryota, Viridiplantae, Streptophyta, Klebsormidiophyceae, Klebsormidiales, Klebsormidiaceae. The record is from the annotation of a GenBank genome assembly.
CUAGGAUACCGGUACUCUCGUUGUGGCUAGUCCAACACGGAUUUGUGUGUUUCUUGCAAACGCUGUGCACUUCAAGUUCAACUUCAAAGCGACGCAUCUGAAACUUGAUUGGUGCGGUAAAAGCAAAGUAUCCAUUGGGAAUCUGAGAAGUCAGAGCUAUUGGCUUGGCCAAUGUUUGUUCCUCAUUCUCUUGCCUGCGCUGGUCAUCGUGGCCAUGGGGUUGCAGCGCAGUGGGGUGCUGCUGCGCCUGGAGCGCUGGUGGGCGGGGGUGCCGCAGCCGUCCACGCUGCAGCUGGGCUUUGCCACUGCCGCGUUCGCCGUCGUGUUCAAGCUGGCCAUGCUGUACGACGAGAGCUGUGAGCCGGAACGUGCCGCCAUGAAGGCGCGCGAGCAAACGGAGGCCAACGCGCGGGCGGGCACGCUCACCCGCCGGGAGUGGGAGCGACUGCAGCAAGUGCGGCCGCACAGCCCCUUUGACACACAAAGGGGACCCCAGGGGGACACGACCCAUGAGGGGCUCCGGUGAGUUACGGCAACGUGCGCCCAGGCGACGAGGCCGGCAGGGGAGGGGCUGAUCGACUAGGGGAGAGGCCAACCUCUUGGCCGGCUGGCUCUCGACGGGAAGGCUGGCAGAAGGGGUUCGGGGCAUGUAGCCUGUGGUCGAGCAUGGAGCAAGGGCUUGGGGGCAAUGCAAGCGCUUGUAUGCACACGCAGGUCGGGGGUGUGAGCACAGGUGGUUCACACCGUUGUGUUCAGCGAAGCCAUGGGCAGCAGGGCGGAUGAAAGCGUCAUCUGUGUUCGCUUACGGGACGGGACACGGCAACGACAAUACAGGGGCUUAGUGGCUGCCACUUUGCAUCCUCCGCGAUAAAAGAACCAAAUGUUGGGUUAACGCCCAACUCGGAGAGGUUGAAUUUCGGAAAGCUGCUGGUCACUACCAGACGCAUAGCCCAUUUUGCAAGCGCCAGCCCCUGCAUUCUCACACUGGCUACACGCUGCCGGAUGGUCAGAACCAGCUUAUGGACUCCGCCCCUUGUCUCGGAGGUCCAAGUGCUACCACCAUCCCUUGGUUCGGGGCUCAGGAAGACAUCCGAGGCUGGAGGCAGGCCGGAGCCGGUGGUCCGAUCCAGGGGCUUCUUCUAUCUUGGAAGAAGAACCAUUGCUGUCGUGAUUGGUGCAAUCGAUCCGGACCACGUGCUCUGAAGUCAAGGCUUUCCUUUCGUAAUGCCCUUGGCAAAGCCAAUUCUCAAACAGAGACCCAUCAGACUUCGAUUGAGCCUUCACUUCUAUUCGACCUUGACAUGCCGCUCUAGUACGUCCCUGCUGCGCAUGGAAAAAAGGCGUGAAGACGCUGAGGUGCACGUUAGGAAGGCCCGGUGCACAUUUCCGAGAUAGGAACAAAGAUGAUACAAGGGUCUACCGCACUUACAUAUAUAUGCC